AUGAACCAGAUCACAUGGUCCAGAGGAGACUAAAGUUUCGGUUUACUUUCUGUCCCACACCCUCUCAUUUUCCUGUUUGUAUAUUACAGAAGGGCAUAGUACAGCUGAAAACCCUGGCUACUAAAAUAUCUCUCUCAUUAUGGAUAUUUGGUUUACAUUUCUAAGGAACUUCCAAGCUUCAAGGACUCGCUUGGAAGAAUUCACAUUCGAACAGCUUUCAGGAUGUCUAUGGAUACUUACUUGCCCAAGUGACUUGUUAGUUGUGAACUGACAUUCAUAAUAUCCUCAAAGAACUGUGUUUUAAGUUUCAUUUGCAUACACAAGAGACCUUCCUUACAAAGAAAUAAUGGAAUGUGAAAUGCAAUUUUUAACUUUCUGCCUGACAUAGAAUGAUCGACCAUGAAAGCAAGACAAUGAGAUUUACUAAGCAAGAUUUGGGUAUGAUGUGUUUUGGGAUUGUGGUUUAUGUGGCCGAUGUUGGAGCUGAUUUUUGGAUAGCAAGAACAUACUGGUGUAAGGAACAAUAUUUAUGGUGUGGCUUAAUACUGGCCACAGGAUUUUUUUCCUCAGUAGUUAUCCAGCUAUUCAGUUAUAUUUGGUUUAAAGAAGACCGUGCUGAAAAGCUGAACUGGAAAUUAAUUUUACUACAUUUAUUUCAUGGUGGAAUAUUUACAAGGUAUUGGCUUGCACUGAAUCAAGGCUUUCAAGCUGCAUGUAAACCAAAAAGUUCAGAAAAUAUAUUGAUUGAUGGUCCCACCAGCUUCAUUCACAGAAAAGCUAUUUAUGCAAUGGCAGAUAUCAGUAUGCUCCGACUAUUUAAGACUUACCUGGAAAGCACACCUCAGCUUAUUCUUCAAGUCUACAUCCUUAUGACAUCUGACAAUUCUACCUUCACUCAAUAUAUUUCAAUCACUGUCUCUUUCAUCAGCAUUUCUUGUGCAACAGUGGAUUAUCAGAUUGCUUUACGAAAAUCCUUGCCGGACAAGAAGACAUUUGUCAAGAUAUCUUCCAAAAUGAUGUAUUUUUCUUAUAAGCUGCUGACACUAACCUCUUGGAUACUUAGCAUUGCGCUGCUAGCAGUCCUGAGCAUUAAUACUUCUAUCAUUCUUGUUGUGAUUCUUUGGAUGGGAGGUGUAGGAUGGGCAUGGAAGAAACACACUACAUUUUGUAAAUCCAAAACACCAGAAAUUGUCUACAGAGUUACUGUGGGAAUCAUUCUUGUUUUUACCUUUUUUAAUAUCAAGGGAGAAAAUACAAAAAUCCCCAUGUCUGUUUAUUACGUCAUUCGAGUGCUUAUAAUUUCAGCUAUAUCAAGCGCAAGUUUGUUCUGGAAAUCAUCAUUCAACGGGAAAAUAUAUUUGUCAUUUAUGAUCGCUGCAAUUGCCACCGCCUUAAUAUUAGGUAUUAUUUUUCUAGUUAUUUAUUAUGCAUUUUUUCAUCCCAAUAUUUAUUAUCCACAAGAUGUAGUUGACGGUCCAGGAAGUGAGAGAAAUGAAAACUGUAGAAUGAGGGCAUUCCUGAUGCAAUAAAUCUCAUGAAACUAA
Messenger RNA from Anolis carolinensis (green anole), 1544 nucleotides. It is a transcript of the gene xkr9, whose product is annotated as XK related 9. The record is from RefSeq and is a predicted model, not a curated record. Bases 390 to 1529 code for a protein of 379 amino acids. Gene Ontology annotation, cellular component: plasma membrane. The transcript is spliced from 4 exons. Gene Ontology annotation, biological process: phosphatidylserine exposure on apoptotic cell surface; engulfment of apoptotic cell; apoptotic process involved in development. Lineage: Eukaryota; Metazoa; Chordata; Lepidosauria; Squamata; Anolidae.